CAAGUUGAUUGGGGACCGCCGUAUUUUCAUAUUCGCAAAACAAAAUUUAUAAAACAAAUGCUUUCAUUUCUUCCUAAACAGUUUACAAUUGAUUAAUUACCGUAAUGGAUAAAUUGUAGAGUAUUGUAACCGUUUCUGUGGUCAGAACCUGACGUAAUUAGGCCGUGACACCACCGUUUAUUAUUAUCAUGCAGUUUUCUUUCGAGUAAAUUAAUCCGCUUGUAUAAGGUUGAAAAUCAUCCUGUAGGCGCGAGGAACUUUCAAAAUUGCUUAGUAACUUCCGUGCUGAUGAGAUCGCUAGUAGCUGGAGCGAGGCGGGGGUGUUAGCGGGCGUAAUAAGGCGGGAGCGGCAGUGGAGUAUUGGAGUAUCUAUAGUAAGCGUUUGCCGCAAUGAACGACCCGUGGGAUGUGAAGGCAGUCCGGCAGGGCGAUCAGUACCAGUCCUGCAUGAAGUUAAAUGGGGUUCCUCUGUUGCCGCCAGUGCUCUCAAAGGAAUGUCGUAAAGAGAUGCAGUACUAUAAGCUCCUUGCGAAAGAGGUGGAGAAAAGAAUCUCGAUACUGAAGCCAUACGUUGAGCAAGACAUAGACUCUAGUGAAGAGAAAACUGAUGCACCCGAACUACCGGAGUGUGAACAGAAUGAGCCUGAAAGACCUAUAGAGGAAAUAGAAACCGAAUUUGGUAUCAUCAUAAAUAAAGCAUCAACUGGCUCUGAAGAUAUAAGUGAAACUUCCGAAUUGUUUUCUCCCCUCAAUGAUAAAUAUCAUUACAAAAUUUCUCAUAUUGAAGCCUCAAAGUUAGUUAUAGACCUAGACUUACCUGUUGAAGAAAGAGAGAAAGAACUGUACAACACCCUUCCAAAAACUCCACACCACACACUUGAAACAGAUGAGUUACCUGAACGAGACUGCAACAACACUUACGUACAAAAAGAACUGCUAACUGAAUUUGAAACUUGUCGAAAAGAUACUAAGCAAAAAGACACAAGUGAGGACAUUUCACGUUUAGAAUUUUCUCUACCUUUAGACAGUGAGUUCAUAGCCCUGCAUCAUGAUGGACCAUCAUCUUUAAGUACCAAAAGCUUCACUGGGUCUCUUCACGACUUACACAGUGACAGUGCAAAAGAAAGUGAAGUUCCACCAUUAAUACGCCAAAGAUCUUAUACAGUGCUUAAACCUAGUCCUCAACUUCUAGCACACUUAGAAGUACAAUCAGCAAACACUGGAAUAGAUGUGCAUUCCAUAUCCAUGAGUGAAUCUAAGUCCAAUGUUAGCAUGCAUAAUAAAAAACGACGAAGUUGGGACUUGGAGACAGCCAAAGUUAAAUGGUCAUCAAUGGCUCUAGAACUCAAGAAAUCUACAGCUAAUGGCGCGUCUAGUAAUCACAGUAACAAAAAUAUUUCAAAAAAGGCACCUCAAAUUACGCCGACAACUACGUCGUUGAAAUCCCAAAAUCAAGAAAAAGCUAGAAAAGCUAAUUUAAACCAACGAGCACCUAAAUCUGACCCUGUUCAGAGAGCCAAAAAGAUACAAAGUCCAGUAAGACAUUCUUCAGAAAAGACUACAAUCAAAGACAACGGGAAACAGCCUACCAGUAAAACUGCUAUGAAAAAUUCCCCUACAAAAUCUUCAGCAUCAAACAAAGAAGAUAAAUUAGUCAAAGAGUCAACAACAACAUUAAUUUCAGGUUCGGAUGAUCCUGCUGGUAAAGUGAGAGAACUAUAUGAAAAAUUACAAAAGCAGCAAAUGUUGCAAAUGACCAGUUUGAUUGACAAACAGAAACGAGAACAGCAACUUUUACAACAAGUUUUUGAGGAGCAAAACAAUAUACUAUUGAAACAGUUAAAAACUGUAUGUCCAAAAACUGCAAUAGAAGCUAAACAGGCAUGGGGAGAUCUCAAGGAAGACUCAAACAGAGGGCCCGUCAGUCUGAGCCAACUGAUCAACAAUAAAACACCAGAACAAAGUGCACCUCAAAGCCCCGUGUCGAAAACAUUAACUGAAACCAACAACUACAUCAACAAAUGUGACAAUGUUUUGAAGAAAAGUAGAGAUAUAACCAACAAUAUAAAGACGCCACCGUCGAAAACGCGAACUGCUACUGCAGCCAAUCGCAGCCAAAAGAAAACAUUAGAAACACUGCAAUCUCCUCAAAAAGAAGUGAAUAGAACUAGGCCUGGCUCUCCUAACUUCAGGAAUUCAUCUAGAAGGUUGAAUUACGAAACGAGUGCGUCUUCAGAUUACGAGGCGAGUGGUGUGGGUCGUGAUUACGAACCGAUCUCCACAGACCGAACGAACGACACGAUGGCAGAUCUGAACGUGACAUUCCCAUCGGAUAGCAGCGACGAGUGCCUGUCGCUCAUGCAGGCUAACAGAGCGGCUGCCGAGCGCAGGAAAGCUGCUGGGAGACCAAACAGUCCUAUACGGAUGAAAAUCAACUUGGACGGCACUCGACCGGCCAAUGUCACCCUAAAGAACCUCGAGGAGUCCAUUCAUAGCUCCAUGAACUCCAUAUGCAGUCGUCCGCAGAAAACUGGCGCCAUUUGCCGAACAACUACUUCCGAGGAGCGGGUGGCUGCGUCGAAAAUUGUGGCUUACGCAAAGGGGUACCUCGUUCGGCGGUUGAUGCGCACGGAGCGAGUGCAGGGAACCGUGCAGACUAUCAGAGACGCCCUUAUGUGCGCCUUGCAGCUGCACCAAGACCGCGCGGGCAUCCGGGGCGCCGAUGUGGACCUCCACAGGAGACUCAUCCAACAGAUCACGGCAGCAUGCUACUCGCUACACGAUACGUUUAUCGCGAGUUCGCCGGCGGAGCGUUGCGCGCUGAUAGCAGCGGAUAGGAACCGGCGACAGGCGUUGGCGGCGCGUUUGCCCACCCCGAGAAGCACGCGGCGCACGGACAUUAUGUCGCAAAGCCACAGCGGCGUGUUUCCCACGCGUGGGCCUAGUGGGCAUCGUCCAUCCGCCACGCUCAUGACUCAGUCCACAUACGAGACUUUUAGCAGUGACAAGAGCCGAUCUCGCUACAUGCCAAGCCCGCGGCGGCAGCCCUGGCGCUGACCUACCACAAGCGCCGCCUGCUUCCCGCGCCUCUUCGCGCGAUGUUGGUACUCCCCAACCUAGCAGGCCUACCAACCUAACGCUACGAACUUUAACUUGCCAGUAAAACUUGUAAUGUCGAUCUUAUUAUGUUAAUUUAUUAAUUAAGUUGUUAGGAAUCCUACUGGAACAAAAAAAUAAUAAAAGACGUUAUAACGCAACGUAAUUAAUGUGAAGUUAUGUUUUAUUUUGAGGGUAGAAACGCCGAAUUGGAAUGGAAAAUGGCGGUGGGAUUUUUGAUACUAAUUGAAUUGAACAUCAAAUGUUGCGUUGUCACAUUGAGUGACUUUCCAAUCGACGUUCCCCGAACACACGAUAGAUGGCGUUGUUCACUUUUAACGUGAUAAUUACCUAUUUUCUCAUUGCUGGGGUACAUAAUUAUUCAAAAAUGUAAUGGCAGAAGCAUAUAAAAAACUAAUUAAUACUUGAUAUUUGAAUCACAUAAUAGAAUGGUGUUGCUACCUAUAUUGCUUCUCUUUCCCAUUUAUUUUGAUCAGAGUGGAAGUUGUAAUUGUAUCUUGGUGUAAUAAAAAGGGUCAUCAUUUAUACCCAAACAAAGAUAAAAGAUGCAUGUCCUGUUAUCCAUGAAAUUAGAAGUUUGAUAAGAUAAAUCUUAUUAACAACGCCAUCCAUCGUGUUGUUGGGGGACGUUAUCAAAGUGAAUGGUGCUAAAGCUACGAAGAAAUGAAGGUAUGUUAUUUUGCAUUUGUAGCAUUUAAAACAAGUUAUGGUUGUAAACAUAUUCCAAAAUAUAGCUUACAAAGUGCCUAGCGUAGCGGAAAUGAUAGUAUAGAUAGGUUAGUAUUGAUUAGAUGAUGACUAUUUAGUAGAGAAUGUUCAAACAAGAAAAUAUUUUGGCUGUGUGGAUUAAAACAAACUUGUCAGCACCUCAUAGCACUUUUCUAUGUUUCUAUCCUUUUCUGUUAUUCAGAACCGUCAUUUGUUCGAGCGAGAGGGAAUCGUCUACAAUUUUUAAGAAACCGAAAGCGGGUACGCGUUACUCUGUAAUAAUUUCAAUGAUAUUACAUGUGUACAAGAAUAUUUGUCUUUGAAAUCAUAAAACAUUUUUACGCAACAAUUCUAUGAUUUUUUCGUGUUAAUCCAAGAACUGCGCUGCCACUGCGCAGGCCAGCUGUAGUGCCUUUUUGGUGUGUCAAAGCCUAAUUGUGGCAAAUUCCUCUUUUACACUACCCCAUUUAAUGGGCUAGAAGACUGGGAAGGGUAAAUUAUAAAAUGGCGUCGGCUUAAUGGCGAUUUAUAGAUCGAAGAAUUUUGCAUGGACAGGAGAAGGACCCGCUGGCGCAAUGGUUAACUAACACUCUCGUCCCAGCUUGAGAAGAGCUGCGGGUUCAAGUUUUGUCCGAGUCAGAAAUAUUUUCGAUUUAAUUUUCUCUUUGUAAAAUACUAAUCUAGAAAUUGAAGCCUAACAUUUUUAAAAAUCAAUGUGAUUUUUCUUUUUUGACAGGAUUACGAAUUUUAAUUAUUCAAUCUGUAAGUACUAACUAAGUAUAGGUAAUUUUUACAACAACAGAAGAAUAUUCUCUACUAACUAGUGAAGGUAAAAAUUAGCAAUAACUUGGUCACAGUAAUAAAUAUGCAGCUUUAAAAGUGAAAGACAAGUAAUAAUAAGAAAAUAUUGUUAUAGUGAACAGUCCAUACAAAACUAAUCACAAAUGUAUUUUAUAAAAAUCAGUAUCUGUCAAGAAGGCAGAAAUAAUUAUGUUUAUAAUGUAAAUGAUUACUAAAUUGAGAAUGAAUAUGCAUAAACAAGUAAUUUUUAAAGCCUUUUUUAGUGUAAUCUUAUUCGUCAAACUAUUUGAAUUUUAAAUUCCUCUUGUAAUAAUUAGCCUUAUAAAACUUAUUGCACUGAUAAUUGCCUAUAAUUUAUAUUUUAGAUGUGUAUUAUUGUCAUUAGUAUUCUAGAUUUACACUCGUAUUCUAAGAUGUCAACUCCAUUUUCCUCGAACUCACCUCAAAAUCGGUGUUCCUAGACGACUUGUGGUACCUGUACUUUUUUAAUAAAGCACAUCUGCAAACACGCAGCGGACGGCCAAUCAGAGCGCCCGCCCGCCUACUUGAUGUUUGUUUGGUUGGCACUAACUACCUUUUCCGAUGUCGCCAUGUUUUCUUUUCUGUUCUUAUGCGUACUUUGUGUCCACCGGGUUGUUUUUAUUUUUAAUAUUGUUAAAUCUAGUUCUAAAACUUGUCUAAAACCUAUUGGAAGUAAACAGUGAUUAUAAAAUCUUAACGACUAACACGUUCAACCUAAAGCCUCAACCUUAUCUCUAGUUUGCUCCAGUAAGGCAUAACGUCAUUCAUUUCGUAUUAUUUUGUCGGUUGUAUAUAUAAGUCGAGGACGGAAAUAUCCACUUAUGAUACUAAGUGGAUCGCUUAGGCGUAGACCAGUGGGAGAAGAGUGGAGUGAAUAUCUUAGAAUACGAAUGUUAGUUUUUACCUUAGAAUGGCUAGCAGCACCCUAUAUCUAAAUAGUAUUGGCGAAAUUGUAUCUGCUAACAUUUCUAGUCACAAAAUUCAUAGAUCUCUGUAAACUAUGUGCGUUUUAAUUUUCUUAUUGUAUUUUCAAUAUGAAUAUUGAAUUGGCGAAAUCUAGUUUACAUUUUGAGUUUGUGUGCUCACUCGAGUUUUGGGGAAAAAUGGGUACAUUUUAUUUAUAAUAUAGAAUCUCCUCUUAUGGUAACACUUCAUGGAUCAAAAACAAUGCCAAAUAUUUUGAUAAUCCCAAUUUACGCUUACAUUAAUAUAUAAGCUACUUUCUAAAACUUUUUCGGCUUUUAAUUAUCUACAGGUCUCCAAAGACGCAGUUAUACUGAAGUGAGAUUAUUUCGUAAUAUUUUUGUGCUAAGUACAUUUUAUUCAAUAAAACAUUGGAAAACA
This is a messenger RNA of Pectinophora gossypiella (pink bollworm), 5991 nucleotides long. RefSeq lists its product as uncharacterized. Gene Ontology annotation, molecular function: protein binding. Lineage: Eukaryota; Metazoa; Arthropoda; Insecta; Lepidoptera; Gelechiidae. Gene Ontology annotation, biological process: regulation of cytokinesis; centriole replication; centrosome duplication. The transcript is spliced from 6 exons. The record is from RefSeq and is a predicted model, not a curated record. Bases 391 to 3057 code for a protein of 888 amino acids. Gene Ontology annotation, cellular component: centriole.